Messenger RNA from Orycteropus afer afer, 2617 nucleotides. NCBI's taxonomy places the organism in Eukaryota, Metazoa, Chordata, Mammalia, Tubulidentata, Orycteropodidae. The record is from RefSeq and is a predicted model, not a curated record.
AUGCAGCAAGAAACAGAGAGAUGCAGAGUUCGAGCAAGAAGGCCUGACAUGGCACUUUAUGUUCCCAAAGCUCGAAGGGUUGCGGUACUCUCCAAGGCAGAUGAUGAGGGAAAAAGCUGGGGGCCACCUAACUCUGUGGUGAAAGAAGAACACCUUCUCUCCCAAAAGGAGAUCUAUAGAGACAAACCUGAAGCUCAAAGAGUAGAUAAUAGUUCUGAUAGAAAGGAACACAGUCGUAGGGAAGGAAAGAAAUCUUUGACAAAAUUAAGAAAAGAUACAUGCCUUCUAGAAAGAAAGAAAGAUAGGGUUUGUAUUAAGAGGGGAACCACCAAAUUCAAAGAAGUAUUACCCCAAGGACGUCAGCAAAGAGUCCCAAAUCCUGAGAUUCUGUCUAGUGAACAUUUACAAACACAUUUUAAACCAGAGAAGAUAGAGUGUUUGGAGGUUGAAACCACAGACGUGACAGAGCAUGAGUCUUGUUCAGAAGUCAGUGAGCCUCAGAUUCUGACCAAACCAAUCCCAGAUUUGGAACUCUGUGAUUUUACUAGGCAUGAACUAAAUGGGGGAACACUGGAAGACAGAGAUUUGGAAAGCAGAACUGAAACUGAUUCCAGGGUUGAGAUAGUAUCCCAGUUUCCUGGAGGUUUCAGUUCUGCACUGAAACCUGAGGGCAUGAUUGCACCACUAAAACUGAACUCUCAUUCUGGAAUUGUACAAGAAGACAUGCAGACAUCUGGUGGAACGCUGAAGCUCAGCAAUGGAGACAUCACCCCUAUUUCUGUCCUUGGAAGUCCAGAUGGUAUCAUUGAUCGAACUUGUGUAGGCUUUGAAGCUCAGACUGUAAGUGAUACAGACAGCAGUACAGGUUUCAUCUUGAGUCAGAAAAGUAUAGAUUCCAUUCCUGAGGCUGUUGGUCACAUCACUCAUAAAAUGCCCACAGUCAGCAAAUUAGAAAGCACAAAUGGCAUUUUUGAUCCCACAGUAAUUGUUGAGGAGAAUGACAACACUGCUGAUGAGUUAUGUGUAAAGUAUGAACCUUCUGAUGCAACUGUCCUUGCUCAUGAAACAUACACAGAUAAUGGACCUAAUAAUGUAGGUGACAUUACCAAUAAAGUAUGUGUGAUGGACAUUACAGAUGUCACAUCUGAGCAUGUAACUGUGGGCAGCCCUUGUGUAGUUGCAGUUAGAAUAGUUGAUGAGGCCCAUAGAAACACAAGUAGUUUCUCAAAACAUAUAGAAAUGAGUGUAGACAGAGCCCCUCUUCAGGUAGCUAGAAGUGGAAAUGACACUGAAAAUUUCAACAACCUGACUGCUUGCUCAGAUACUUAUGCUAAGAGUAUUUCAUCUAGUUUCACAGAGUCAACAGGAAAGUCAAUAGAGAGCGUGUCAGACUGUGCUUCCUCCUUACCUACAAAGAAGAUUACUGGUAGUAACAGUAACACUUUUUUGGACUCUGAACUCAGUGUGUUAUUUGGGACAGAAGUACUUUCAGAUAGUGCCUUGGGCAGCGAUCUGGAUUGUGCUGGUGACAGCACAGAAACAUUGUGUGAACUAAGAACUGCUGAGAAGUUUAAAACAAAAGAGGACAGUGAACCAGAGAACAUGAAAUUGGGUGUAUCCUUUCCUGAUACGGACUCAAUAUCAAUGGAAACAUUCAUGGAACCGAAAGUGACUGAAGCUUCUCAUGUGGAAGGGAGUAUUGAUACUGAGGAGAGCUGGGAGUCUAUGUUUAAUGAUGAUGGUGACUGCUUGAAUCCACAUCUUUUACAAGAGGUAUUUUUUUGGGUGAUUCUGAUGCACAUAAAGUUUGAGAACCGUUGCUCAAAGAUAACGGGGAAUUUGAAGAGCAGAGAAAGCAUCCAGGAAUCUAGAUUUGAUUAUUAUAGCCAUGAAGUUCCUGAUAUUGACCUCAGUGAUUGUGAAUUCCCACAUGUCAUUGAAAUUUAUGACUUCCCGCAAGAAUUUCGUACUGAAGACCUUCUACGGAUUUUCUGUAGUUAUCAAAAGAAAGGAUUUGAUAUUAAAUGGGUGGAUGAUAAGCAUGCCCUAGGAGUCUUCUCCAGUCCAAUUACAGCUCGUGAUGCUCUGGGUAGUAAACACAGUAUGGUGAAGAUCCGGCCCUUGUCACAGGCCACAAGAGCAGCCAAGGCCAAAGCCAGAGCUUAUGCUGAAUUCCUCCAGCCAGCAAAGGAGCGUCCUGAGACUUCUGCAGCCCUCGCCAGAAGGUUAGUCAUCAGUGCCCUUGGGGUUCGAAGUAAGCAAAGUAAAACUGAACAGGAAGCAGAGCUCAAGAAACUGCAACAAGCCCGAGAAAGAAGACGGUUGGAAGCCAAGCAACGGGAAGACAUCUGGGAAGGCAGAGAACAAUCUGCUGUUUGAACAUCAAUGAAAGGGAUAAUUCCAUGGAUUCAGAAGAUGUGUCCAUAGUCUUCACAGAUAAGAGAAUCCUUCCAGAGCUCUGUGUACUGGAGAUGUGCAUGUUAAUGAAAGAAAGAGAUAAAGCCAUCAAGACAAGGCCUGCCUGGUUGGGUAGAGGAAGAAGGUAGACCUCUGUCUGCUUCACUCCUAAAUGCAGUGCUUUGGAAUCACUCUACUGUGGUGGGCACAGAAGAGAGCC